Molecule: messenger RNA, 680 nt
Organism: Sipha flava (yellow sugarcane aphid)
Lineage: Eukaryota; Metazoa; Arthropoda; Insecta; Hemiptera; Aphididae
Gene: Blos2
Product: biogenesis of lysosome-related organelles complex 1 subunit 2
Exons: 4
Coding region: 160-600 (146 amino acids)
Biological process (GO): endosomal transport; lysosome localization
Cellular component (GO): BLOC-1 complex; gamma-tubulin complex; BORC complex
Molecular function (GO): gamma-tubulin binding
Source: RefSeq, a predicted model, not a curated record
UCAACAGUUUUUUUAAUCAGUUUCAAUUAUUUUUCUAAUGUUUUAUUUCAGCUACGUUAUUCGGAAAAAUUUGACAGCGUUAUAAGAACAUUUAUAUUUAAUCUAACAGAAGAAUAAUUUUUAAGUAAUCUUUAUUUUUAGUGUCCAAUUAAAUUAAAAAUGUCUGAGGAAGACAAAAUUGAAGAUUUCGGUGGUAUAGAUGAAUCUCCCAAAAGAGGUCCUACUCUUUCUACAAGCACAAGUAGUUUUGAACGUAAUGAUCCUCAUGAUCCAAAUUUAAGUUUGUUAUCCACUAAAAUGUUUGAGAAAACAUCUGAAUAUUUAAUGGGUGAACUUCAUAUAACUGAGGAGGACUAUAAAUUAUUGGAAACCAUGAACAAAGUAACUACACAAAAAUAUGCAUCUUAUAGACAAAUUGCAUCAGAUGUUGGGAAACAAAUAAUAGAAUUAAAUGAAAAAUAUAAGUCAUUAGAACCAUAUCUUGCUCAAAUUGAUCAGAUUGAAGACAGUGUUUCAAAGCUAGAACAAGCAGCAUUUAAAUUAGAUGCAUAUGCUAGAAGAUUGGAAGCUAAAUAUAAAAGCUUAGAAAAACGACAAUAGUCUUAAAAAAAUAGAUGUAUCUCCGGCCUGUGAUAAAUUCUACAUAAAAUUGAUUAAUAAAUUAUGAUAUCUAUAUAAUA